Molecule: messenger RNA, 5091 nt
Organism: Balaenoptera ricei (Rice's whale)
Lineage: Eukaryota; Metazoa; Chordata; Mammalia; Artiodactyla; Balaenopteridae
Gene: MAP3K13
Product: mitogen-activated protein kinase kinase kinase 13
Exons: 14
Coding region: 224-3124 (966 amino acids)
Biological process (GO): protein autophosphorylation; JNK cascade
Molecular function (GO): protein homodimerization activity; ATP binding; JUN kinase kinase kinase activity
Source: RefSeq, a predicted model, not a curated record
UUUGCGGUGGGCGGGAGGAUUGUGUGGGUAGAAUCCCCCUCCCCCUUAUUUUUCUAAUUCUGCAAGGCUUUUUAAAUUAACCUUACAUCUUUUUAAAGCAAGAAAAUGGAACGGCAUGUGUAGGAAUUCUUCAUUGUUGUUCUGAAGCCCCCUCUUACAUCAGAACUCUUUUCUAAUGAUCCUCUGAGUGUCAUCUCAGGACCCUGGGCACACUCAUGGCACGAUGGCCAACCCUCAGGAGCACCUGAGCUGCUCCUCUUCCCCACACUUGCCUUUGAGUGAAAACAAAACCUUCAAUGGACUACAAGAUGACGUCGCACCUAUGCGAAGCCACCCUUCACCCAAGCUUCUUAAGGACCAGCAGGAAAAGGGGGUGGUGCAAACAGAGCUAACUGAGGGCAUGAACAGCCCCAUCACCACAACAGUGUUGACAAGCGUAAGUGAGGAUUCCAGGGACCAGUUUGAGAACAGCGUUCUUCAGCUAAGGGAACAAGAUGAAUCGGAGAUGGCCGUGUCUCAUGGGAACAGCAACACUGUGGAUGGAGAGGGCACAAGUGGAACCGAAGACAUCAAGAUUCAGUUCAGCAGGUCGGGCAGCGGCAGUGGUGGGUUUCUUGAAGGACUAUUUGGAUGCUUAAGGCCUGUAUGGAAUAUCAUUGGGAAGGCAUACUCCACUGAUUACAAAUUGCAGCAGCAAGAUACUUGGGAAGUGCCAUUUGAGGAGAUCUCAGAGCUGCAGUGGCUGGGUAGUGGAGCCCAGGGAGCUGUCUUCUUGGGCAAGUUCCGAGCGGAGGAGGUGGCCAUCAAGAAAGUGAGAGAACAGAAUGAGACGGAUAUCAAGCAUUUGAGGAAGUUGAAGCACCCUAACAUCAUCGCUUUCAAGGGUGUUUGUACUCAGGCCCCAUGUUACUGUAUCAUCAUGGAAUACUGUGCCCACGGACAACUUUAUGAGGUUUUGCGAGCUGGCAGGAAGAUCACACCUCGAUUGCUAGUAGAUUGGUCCACAGGAAUUGCAAGUGGAAUGAAUUAUUUACACCUCCAUAAAAUUAUUCAUCGUGAUCUCAAAUCACCUAAUGUUUUAGUGACUCACACAGAUGCAGUAAAAAUUUCAGAUUUUGGUACAUCUAAGGAACUUAGUGAUAAAAGUACCAAGAUGUCCUUCGCUGGCACAGUAGCAUGGAUGGCGCCAGAAGUGAUACGGAAUGAACCUGUCUCUGAAAAAGUCGAUAUAUGGUCUUUUGGAGUGGUGCUCUGGGAGCUGCUGACAGGAGAGAUCCCGUACAAAGAUGUAGACUCUUCAGCCAUUAUUUGGGGUGUUGGAAGCAAUAGCCUACACCUUCCAGUUCCUUCCACUUGCCCUGAUGGAUUCAAAAUCCUUAUGAAGCAGACAUGGCAGAGUAAACCUCGCAAUCGACCUUCUUUUCGGCAGACACUCAUGCAUUUAGACAUCGCAUCUGCAGAUGUACUUGCCACCCCACAAGAAACUUACUUCAAGUCUCAGGCUGAAUGGAGAGAAGAAGUAAAAAAACACUUUGAGAAGAUCAAAAGUGAAGGAACUUGUAUCCACCGAUUAGAUGAAGAACUGAUUCGAAGGCGCAGAGAAGAGCUCAGGCAUGCUUUGGAUAUUCGUGAGCACUAUGAGAGAAAACUCGAGCGGGCUAAUAAUUUAUACAUGGAAUUGAGUGCCAUCAUGCUGCAGCUAGAAAUGCGGGAGAAGGAGCUAAUCAAGCGUGAGCAAGCAGUGGAGAAGAAGUAUCCUGGGACCUACAAACGACAUCCUGUCCGUCCAAUAAUCCACCCUAAUGCCAUGGAGAAACUCAUGAAGAGGAAAGGCGUGCCUCACAGACCUGGGAUGCAGGCCAAGCGGCCAGAUCUGUUGAGAUCUGAAGGCAUCCCCAGUGUGGAAGUGGCUCCCACUGCAUCCCCUUUGUCCGGAAGUCCUAAAAUGUCCACCUCCAGCAGCAAGAGCCGCUAUCGGAGCAAACCACGCCACCGCCGCGGGAGUAGCCGAGGCAGCCACAGCGACUUUGCGGCGAUCUUAAAAAACCAGCCAGCCCGGGAAAAUUCACCCCAUCCCACUUACCUGCACCAAGCUCAGUCCGAAUACCCUUCUCCCCAUCACCGUAGUCCUCUCCAGCAGCAAUACCAGCAACCCCCUCCCGCCACGUCUCAGAGUCACCAUCCCAGACUCGACGUGCACGGACAGGACAUUGCAACCUGCGCCAACAACCUGAGGUAUUUUGGCCCCGCGGCAGCCCUGCGGAGCCCACUCAGCAACCAUGCUCAAAGACAGAUGCCUGGUUCUAGCCCUGACCUCAUCUCCACGGCCGUGGCGGCAGAUUGCUGGAGAAGUUCCGAGCCUGACAAGGGCCAGGCAGGCCCCUGGGGCUGUUGUCAGGCUGACCCCUAUGACCCCUGCCUCCAGCGCAGGCCAGAACAGCAUGGGUCCUUAGACGUCCCCUCUGCCGAGCCCGUGAGGAGGAGCCCCAACCUUUUCAAGCCACCAGCACACAAUCCCCUCUCGGAAAAUGCCCAAGGUUCUGAGAAAAUGGAAGAGAAGGAAUUCAGCGGCUGUGGGUCCGCAGCAUCCCUCAACACCUCUCAUCACAUCACCCCCCCAGCUCUACCUCGAAAAACAAGGCCCCUUCAGAAGAGUGGAGAUGACUCCUCUGAAGAGGAAGAAGGAGAAGUAGAUAGUGAAGUUGAAUUUCCACGAAGACAGAGGCCCCAUCGCUGUAUCAGCAGCUGCCAGUCGUAUUCAACCUUUAGCUCUGAGAAUUUCUCUGUGUCUGACGGAGAGGAAGGAAAUACCAGUGACCACUCAAACAGCCCUGAUGAGUUAGCGGAUAAACUCGAAGACCGCCUGGCAGAGAAGCUAGAUGACCUGCUGUCCCAGACGCCGGAGAUCCCCAUUGAGAUAUCCUCGCAUUCAGACGGGCUCUCUGACAAGGAGUGUGCUGUGCGCCGUGUGAAGACGCAGAUGUCUCUGGGCAAGCUGUGUACGGAGGACCGUAGCUAUGAGAAUCCUAUGCAGUUUGAAGAAUCGGACUGUGACUCUUCAGAUGGGGAGCGUUCUGAUGCCACAGUUAGGACCAAUAAACACUACAGCUCUGCUACUUGGUAAUGAAAGAAUACCUACCCUGAAGAUCUCAUGACUAUACUGGCAUUUCACAUCCAUCCCACCCCCAGACUCUUCCCACUCUCUCCCUGCUUUUUCAUCUGGGAAGAGAGCUGCCCCAUCUUUCUUACCCCUAGACAUGAGCUGCAAUAACAGGAACAUGAGACUUCACAAAUCUCUGGAAAAAAAUAUCCAAAUGAAAUUAAGUCUCACUGAACAUUUCAAUCAAGAAUGGCAGGGAUCUAUUUUAUUGAAUAUUCUAGCUACUGUAACACUGAUAUUUAUUUUUGUUUGACAUUUUAACACUUUGUACUGUAAAGAGUGAACUAUAUAUGAUAGAGAGAAAGACAAUAAUUUCUUGCAAAAAAAAGAGAGAGAGAGAGAAAGAAAGGAGGAAAGAACAGAAGUGGAAUUCAGGAGCAACAUCCUUGGGAAUCUGUGGAGCCAGGAGGUAUUACUGCUGCUUGAACAGGGGACCAGUUCCUCUGGCCAUAAGUGACUGAAGAAGAGCCAGAGCAAGACAUACUGAACAUUUUAGAAAACAAAAACAGCAAAAGAAAAGCAAUUCGAGGUAAUCUGUGAACAGACCACAUUAAAUCCACCCAGCCUGUCCAGAUGGGUGAUGGAAAGACCUAGACAAUUUUGGAGACCAGAGACUUGCACCCAAGGCCUUUGAGGGCAUGUGCUUCCUCUAGGAGGAAAAAGAAAACUGCGCGUGUCAAAGCUGAUCUCAUUUUUAAAAUGCUGAGCAGCGUUGGUAGUGAGACUUACAGACAGUGUCCAACCUUGUCCUUGACAAAUUUUCUGAUUUUUAUGCGUCAGUGCCACUACCUUGGCAAAUGCAUUACCUUGACCAAUGUGUUGAUUUUUCAGACUCAAGUGCCAGUUUCCUGUAGCCUAUUUCCUUUCCACCUGUUGGCUGCUUCUUUUAGGGAAAAAGGGGGCAGGGGAGGGAGAGCCUGAGGAGGAGAGAAGGAGAAGACAAAAAGAGAAUGUCCAACAGUGUUGGAAAAGCAAAUGUGGAAUUUGUAAAAGGACAUUUUCAGAAUGUCUCAGUUCACCUACGUGCAGAAGAUGGGAUCACCCCUCCCUGGAACCAGGUUGCUUGUCUACUAGAGUUUUAUUGAUGUAAACAGAACAGUCCUUGAAGACAGCUAGGAGGUGUGUCAGUCUGCCCGAUGUCCAAUCCCAAACCAUCCCCCAUGUUUUUAUUUGUUAACUCAUUCUAUCCCAGAAUGACUGGCUACCACUAUCAGAAUAAAGGCAAAAUAAGCAACUUGCAAAGGGCAACCCCUCCCCUAUCACGAUAGCAUUUUUGUUAAAUGCUACUUGUAACAUGUAUUUGGAUCAAUGUAGUUUUGAAUAAUUGGAUUUGGAAAUUCGGAGAAAGAACAACUGAUGCUAAGCAGAGAUUGGAAAAAUAUUGUCCAAGGCAUGAGGUCCUUCCUGUCUCUAGGGUCAUGGGCUCUGAGAAACAUCCCAAGGUACCUCAUGGUGCCUUGGCUUUAAGGAAAUUUUUAUCUAGAAUUUUAUAUAAAAACAGAUGUUGGCCUAGUUCCUGUCUCUGUCUCCAAAAUCAGUUACUGCCAAACAACCUCGAAGCUCAAGACCUGGAGAGGGUGGCUAGACGCUCUGAUAUUGCAUCGGACUGGACUUCAGGAAAGACUUACAUACACAGGUAUUAAACCAUUUCCAGUGCAGAUGAAAACAUCACCCUCCUCUGGGUGUCACUGAUUGCAUCGGCCAAAAAGGAAAAGCAGGAGGGAAUUUAGAGCAGUUCCUUUUGCUUGUUUGAUCCCUCCAUUUGUUUACACUUUAUGUUGAGACAUUGAUUUAAAAUUUAGUGUCUGUAAUUUAUAGCUCUUAGGUAGGCUGAAGGAAAAUAUUUAACUUAUACAGAGAGCAGUAUUGUUUCAUUAAAUUAUUCCAUUUUGUAUAAAUUCUGUAGCUGGACUACAUGAAAGAUCUUAAGU